Molecule: messenger RNA, 2863 nt
Organism: Octopus bimaculoides (California two-spot octopus)
Lineage: Eukaryota; Metazoa; Mollusca; Cephalopoda; Octopoda; Octopodidae
Product: progesterone-induced-blocking factor 1
Biological process (GO): cilium assembly
Cellular component (GO): microtubule organizing center
Source: RefSeq, a predicted model, not a curated record
AGUGCUAGCGCGGCGCUACUUUCGAAACGUGUUACGACAAGUCAAUAAACAAAGCGUACCUCAAUACUUUGUAUUCUUUCUUAAGCUAUUUCUUACUGAAAAUGAUUGAUUGCUUUGUAUUAUAAAUGAAAAAUGAACGAUUUUAGUGGAAUGAGUAAGCCGAGAAAGGUUUGAUUUCAAGAUCUUGGUAUUAUAUACAUAUAUAUAUAUAUAUAUAAAGAUUAUAACAAUUCUUUGCACAGUUCAUUAAGAAAAGAUGAUGGAUAUGGAAUUCUCUCAGAUAUUCCGAGAUCAAGAAUCUGAUGAAAUUAGUCUCGAGACCUCUGUUCCAACGGACACAUUUUCUCCAGAAAGGGAACAUGUGAACCGGCGCAGUUCGCGAAGAAUUAAAGAUACCGUAUCUAAUGCCGCUGGAAGAAAUAUUCUUGAGAAAAAGCAGCUACUUCAUGACCUACAGCUGCACAAGAUAGAGUCAUCGCAAAAAGGAAUUGCCAUUGAUAACCUAAAGAUACAACAUAUGCAACGAACAGAAGAAUUAGAAGAGAAACUGAAUGAAGCUCUUUACCAAAAGCAAAUUCUCCAAACUCGUUUGGAAUCUGAAAUCCGAAUACAACAGGAAGAAUUCAAGCGUUAUCAAGAUUCUAUGAAGAAAGAGCUAGAAGAUGUUGUCAAGAAGCAGCAUCAACUAGAAUCAUCAAAUGCUAUAUUACAAGAUAAAGCAUGUGACGUGAAAAAUAGUCUGCUGAAUUUGGACCUCAGUGAACAAGAAUACUAUGAACUACGAAGCCAGAAAGAGGAGGACUGGUCUUUGCGAGAAUAUGUUAGCAUUAAACUUUAUGAAAAAAAUUUUCCUCUACAAAAUGAAGUGAAAACAUUGAAGUCAGAAACCAUCAGUUCUGAAAGAGAGAUAAAAACAUUAACAAACAAAUUAUCUGAUUUACAAAAGAGGUUAGAUGGGGAACGCAUUGCCCAUGGAGAACUAAGGAUAAAAUAUCAGAAAAUGAGUCUACAGCUCUCUGAGAAUCAAACCAAAAUUAAAACCGAUUUGUAUAAAAUAAACAAUUUUGACCAUAUCAAGAGUGAUCGAGAUAACCUACAGCAUGACCAAACUGAACUACAGCGCCAUAACCUGGUGUUGGAUGCAUCACUUGCUAAUGUCCAAAAAGAACGUGAUGAUUUAAACAGACAGCUAGGUUGCUGCAAACAAGAGAUUUCUUUACUUCAGCAAGACAAAACUUAUCUGUCUCGCCAGGUGAAUGAGCUGACUAAUCGAUGUACUUUGAUAGGAGAGAAAGUGCAAGAGACCAACCUACAGUUAGAAGAUGCUAAAAAAUCUCGGGAGGAGAUGUAUGAGAAAUAUAUUUCUUCCCGUGACCAUUACAAGUCUGACUAUGAAACUCGUCUCAAGGAAGAAUUAGCAAAAAUUCAAUCGAAGACAAAUAUGGAAAUUGAAAAACUUCGAACAUCAACUAAAGAAAUGUAUGAUCGAGAAAAUCGAAACUUACGUGAAGCCCGUGACUUUGCAGUGAUGGAGAAAGACAAAUUUGAGUUAAAAUGUCAAGAAAUUCAAGAUAAAUAUGACCAGCUUAUGAAUGAAUUCCGAACCUUACAGACUUCUGGUGAUGGGAGAUUGUUAGAUUUACAAAGUGAAGUUAAACUAAAAAGUUUUGAAGCAGAACGAGGUAAUUUGGUCUUUGAAGAAACUUGUAAAAAUUUGAAACAGUGUCAGUUAGACCUGGAAAAAAUGGAAGCAAAGUAUGAUGUCUUAUUGAAAGAGUACUAUGCAAUGGAAAACAUGAAAGAAAAGACUAUUACUGAGCUGAAUUCAGAACUAGUGUCUAAGAAUAUACGUUUAGAUUCUUAUGAGAAGCUUGAAAAAGAGUUGGACGAAGUUGUUUUGCAAGCUGCUGAGUUAACUGAUCAAGAAAAUGCUGAGAAAGUUCUCUUUGCUUAUGGCUAUGGUGCCAAUGUACCAACAAAUGCAAAGCGUCGACUGAAACAGAGUAUAGACUUGGCGCGAAGAGUUUUAAAUCUUGAACGGGUCAAUACAUCACUUCAACAUGAUCUUGAAGCUGAGAAGAAAUGUGUUCAACAAAUAACUGAAGAGUUAAAGUCUUCUAAAGACCUAAUUCAUGCUUCACAGCAGCCACAAAGCUACCUUGUUGAAACCCUUAAAAAUCGAGACAAUAUGUUAAAAACACAAAAAGCUGAGCUUGAUAAUGCAUUGAAACAGAAUGAGAUCCUGAAAACUGAACAAAACCGACUUUUAGCCACACAAAAUCAACUGUCACAAGAUUUAGAUCGUUUGCUCCAUCACCAGGCUGAAAUCUCUCUAAUGAAGCAGGUUCUGAUGAAGAUAUCUUCUGGUAAAUCUGGUGGAAUUGAGACUUUGAUAGAAAGUGGUAUUUCAUUUACUCAGGCAUGACUUAUGCAAUAUCAGUUUACCAUGUGUUGUUAUGUCCCUAGUAGAUGAGGAUAAUAUUCUAAGUUUGAUAUCAAUAUCUAUUGUAUUUAAUGUGCUGCUUAGUGACUUCAAUUUAUGAAAAUGUUUUGUUGAGAAGUAUUUAUAUCUUUAAAAUAGCUAUGAGAGUCUGUAAGAUCAAUUGGUGUUUAUAUUUUUGUAUAUUUUAUAUAAAUUUACAUAUAAAUGCAAUUAUUUAAGUUUUAAGACAAUGUACUACUUUUUCAGCCCACGGGAAAAAAAUGAAACAUUUAAAGAGGUGGUAGGAGUACUCUGAAAGAAGUCUUUCUAGGUACAUCAGCCUAGUAAAGUUCAUAUUUUCUAAGCUAUAAUUUUUGAUGUAAUUGAAGUGACUCAUCAUGGCAGUCUAACAACGAAGGAAAAUAAAUCUCUAUUUAAGAA